AUGCCUAAAAAAUACGCAUUAAUCACCGGCGCUUCAUCAGGAAUCGGAUACAACUUAGCCAUCGAAUUACUGAAACGCGGCUACCAAGUAAUCGGAUGCUCACCACCACAAGUCAUAUUUGGUCAAAAGUCCUUGGAACAAGAAUAUGGCGUCAUUUCUAUUCCCUUGGAUAUAACCGAUAUCAAUAAUAUCAAAUCCGUGCAUGAAAAAGUUAAACAAUUGACCAACAACCAAUUAUCGAUUCUUUACAAUAAUGCUGGAAUUUCCAUUGCUGGUCCUGCUAUUGAAAUCGACGAAGAUAGAUUGGACAAGAUUUUCCAAGUCAAUGUCAUUGGCCAUAUCAACAUGACAAAAUGGUUUGCUCCCAUGGUUAUAAACACGAGGGGUACUAUUGUGUUUACGUCGUCAGUUGCUGCUAGAGUGCCACUUUCGUGGGUGUCGGCUUACAACUCAACCAAAGCCGCCAUUGACGCCUAUGCCUUGACGUUGCAUGGCGAAAUGGCGCCCUUUGGCGUCAGGGUCCAUUCCGUCAUUACCGGUGGCGUUGAUACUGCAAUUUGCGAUGCCAACGUGUGUAGUGCAUUGGGUGACUCGUACUAUGACGUGCCUGGAGUAUAUGAUUCGAUAAAUGCAUCAGCCAUGAUGAGUCGUGACUUGAAUAUUUCGCCUCAGAAGUAUGCUAAACAAGUGGUUAAGGAUUUAGUCAGAUGGAGAGACCCCGGUUUCAACUUGUUUCAUGGAGCAAGAAGUUAUUUCUUGCAUUGGGUGAGCAGAUUUUUGCCGUUGUGGUUGGUUGAAUUUGGAGUUCAAUGGCAUUUCAAGCAAGUUAGGGUAUUGAGGACCGUUGCUCGAUUGGCUAAAUUGGGAAGAUUUACAAAGAGGGAACAGUAA
Messenger RNA from Lodderomyces margitis, 891 nucleotides. RefSeq names its product Ayr2p (gene AYR2). The record is from RefSeq and is a predicted model, not a curated record. Gene Ontology annotation, biological process: triglyceride catabolic process; phosphatidic acid biosynthetic process. Lineage: Eukaryota; Fungi; Ascomycota; Pichiomycetes; Serinales; Debaryomycetaceae. The transcript has a single exon. Gene Ontology annotation, molecular function: acylglycerone-phosphate reductase (NADP+) activity; triacylglycerol lipase activity. Gene Ontology annotation, cellular component: lipid droplet; endoplasmic reticulum. Bases 1 to 891 code for a protein of 296 amino acids.